CUCCCGAUCUCUCCUCUCUUCUAACUUACCGUCAUCCGUUUCUGGUACUCUAUUCGUACUCGCUCGUCUCGAGCGCAAAUCGCCAGCCGAUCAGUUCAUUGACUUCUGAUUGGGCUGAGAGCUACUCGUCGCUUUGCCGACCUCGGAGAAGCGAUUCAGGGGCUGUUGCAGGGAUUUCAUACCGACGCUAAAUCGACGAAGUCAUCCACGGCCGAACGAUAUACACAACAUGGAGGGCCAAGCAGUUGAGAAGUCUACCGCCAGCGACCCGGAGGGCUCGUCGCUUGCUCUACUGGCUGCUGAAGCUGAGGCCCCUCAGGCAGCACCGCCCACAAAGAAAGCUCGCCACCAUGCUUUCGCUAAGAGAGCGACGAUCGAGCGACCCCCAUGUCGCCUCGCGGGGAUGCCGCUCGAAAUUCUGGCGGAAAUAUUGUCGUAUGCUUCGACCCCUGCUACUGUCCUUGCUCUGGCACGGUGCUCAAAGUACUUUUGCCACACCCUCGUCAACAAUCCUUCGACCACGUUCAUCUGGCGCAACGCUCGGGCGAGAUGUCGGUUGGACAGAUAUGUUAUCCGCGAACUACCUGAACCGUUGCACAAUUUCACGGAGUCCUCGUACGCUGCAUUUGUGUUCGACGGCGGAAAGUGCGAGGUCUGCGGGAAGCACACCCGUCGGAUGUACGAGUCGUUCUGUUUGCGCGCGAGAGUAUGUGACAAGCCAACAUGCAAGUCAAAUUGGAGCCAGGACAAUCUUAUUGAGGUCGGGAGAGCGGACCACCCGCGCUACAAGGACCUCGUGUCCUGGAUUCCUCGAAUGGAGACACAAGGUCUUGCAGAAGCGCGUAUCCGUGUGCGUAGGCGCGACUGGGAUGCGGCAGUGGACGAGCUCAACAGGGCGCUUCUUGAGCCUGAUACGAUGGAACAAUUUUUGGCCAAGAAGCGGGCACUCUCAGACAGACUCGCGACCACGUCAAAGUGGGCGGGAGAGCUGACUGGUUUCAAGCAUGCGUGGGAACUCCAAGCAAGGACUGUGAAGGAAGCCAACGAAGCGAGGGCAAAUAUCUGCGCCAUCGACGAGGGAUGGACGGCGUUCGAGCUGAUUGGAACGCCCACAUACGGUCUACUGCAUCGCUCGAAGACCGCAUCACUUGAAAUGAUCAUCGCAGCAGAUUUCAAUUUGAUCCGCGAUCAGGUUGACAAGGAGGUGGCUGAACGCAGAGAACGCGCGAUACGACGCAAGGCAGAAGGUGCCUACGAGAAACGGCGAGGAGAUGUAGCGGAGCAUUACAGCCGACUCAAGUCUGCGCCAGAAGCCAAGGAGACGCUUCCGACGCUGCCGGAGUUCAGAAGGCUUUCGGUCAUGAAAGUCCUGCAGGGCAAGCCGACGGAUCCUGAUGAGGGAGUGGCCAAGGAUCUCAAGAACAGCAAGCUGCUGAACGAGCUGCUUUCGGAUAGUCUGCGGCAAUGGCGCGAGGAUGCACGGAGCGCUCUCGCGGGCGUCCUAGGAUUCGCUGGUUGGAAGUCCGCGAGCAAGAACAAGCUACAUCCAGUCGAUAGGCUGACGGCGAGGUUUAUGUGCAAGAAAUGUGUGUCCAGGGGCAAGGGCGGCGAAGAUCUCGACUUUGCGGCCGCAUGCGAACAUCGAUGUGCCGGUCUCAACAAGAGGCAGAGGGCUAGGGAGACCUGGAAUGCCAAUCUCUUCGAACCAGAUACAAAGGCCAUCGAUGCCGCAAAUAAGGUGCUGGCACUCCUGCAGACUGCAGGCGAAGAUCCAGAGUCAAAGACCAGAGCAGAAAUGAUCGGGCCGAAGUUUUUGUGCACGGCAUGCCCCGUUCCGAUAGCCAUGACUCUGGAUAGCGCUAUUCGCCACAGCAAGCGACACGAAAGCUUCACGUUGACUUUCACCGGCGAAGGCGACUCAAGACUGGACGUAUAUAAAUCGUUUCCAAUUCCGACGGGCCUAACAGCACGGCUAAUGGGCCAAGGCGAUGACGCUCGAGAGGAGCGUAGUCAGAAGGUGUAUGGCUGUCGGCAUUGUCAACAGACUGCCAGGCAAGCCAUCUCGCCAACGGAAGAACGUGAACCAACUGCUGCCACAAGCGUAGCCCCCGAUGCCCGUUCGUCCGAGGCAUCGGCUCGGAAACCUGAGUCCCAAAUUUUGAGGGCGGAGGGUGUUGAUGGCAGUGCAGGCUCCUCUACAGCGGUUGCUGGUAAUCAGCCACAAACCGCUCCUCCUGCAGGCGUUCCUGCGACAGACUCGAACAAGAUCGAGAGGCUGGCAAGGAAACUGGCAAAGGAGAAGCUAUACAGUUUCGACGGAUUGAGGUCGCAUUUGAAACAGAAACAUGGUGUCGUAAACGUUCGAGAUGAAGACGUCUACGCCGCGCCGAGCUCGGCGUAAGCACUCUAGAACUGUCCGCAACUUCAUCUUGUGUCUUGGUUCGCCUUCGUACGGCCUCAAUCGCCAAUUAUAUCGUCCUCCCUGAUCCACUAUGGCUCACGCUUCUCAGACUGUAGCUGUCUAGACUCAAUACAUCCUCAUUUAUUUGGACACGUCCAAAUGCCGAGCCCUCAGCACCGUGCUCAGGUACGCCGCACGAUGCUUCGCCAUCCGAUCAGCAGUCUGUUGCACGACGAUAAUGCGAAUGGACGUCGACAACAGAUGGGCACACGGUUGACACACGGGUGUGCUUUGGGUGAGCUGG
Molecule: messenger RNA, 2705 nt
Organism: Fomitopsis serialis
Lineage: Eukaryota; Fungi; Basidiomycota; Agaricomycetes; Polyporales; Fomitopsidaceae
Exons: 10
Coding region: 230-2401 (723 amino acids)
Molecular function (GO): protein binding
Source: RefSeq, a predicted model, not a curated record